AAGGCCACAACCUCUAGGCCCUCCGCUCUUAAAAUUUAAACUACAAUUCCAAUGUUUUAUGGUUUUGUACUAUGUUAAUUGUUUUCUUCUGAUUGCCCCAACUAAGAUUGCAUCUUUCUUUUUCCUGUUCCUUCUGCUCCUCCCCCACCCACCCACCCAGAAUCCAUGUGAUUUGCUGCAACCUCAAAAUUCUGAUAAAUUUGGGAGAGUAGUGUAUGUGUGUCUUACCCAGACUUCAAUUCAAUUCCACUUAGAUUGGGUUUGUUUGAUUUGAUUAGAUUAGAUUAGAUUAGGUUUCAUGAACGAAGGUGAGGAGGAGGAUAUGGCGGCGAUUCCUCCAUUGUUUAGGUGCCCGAUAAGCUUGGAUUUGCUGAGAGAUCCGGUGACUUUAUGCACUGGCCAGACUUACGAUAGGUCGAGCAUUGAGAAAUGGUUGGGUGCCGGAAACACGACCUGCCCUGUCACAAUGCAGAAGCUUCAUGAUCCUUCCAUUGUUCCCAAUCACACUUUGCGCCAUUUGAUCAACGAUUGGCUCCAUCACGUCGCCAUGUUUGAUGACCACGAAGUGUUCGUCAAAAUGAUUGAGCAUGGCGACAUCUCGGCGCUGAAGCUGAAGCGUAAUCUCGAGUCUCCAUCCAACACCUUGGAGCAGAAGGUUGAAGCGCUGCAAAAAGUUGUGGUUUUAUCGGAUGAUUUGCCGUUGCACAACUCUGCCUUGAUCCAAUUAGACUUCUUCGGCCUAGUUCUUGAUCUGCUCUUCAGGGUUUCUGAGAAUCCCGUUGAGGAGAUGAUCGGCAUUGGUUUUGCGGAGCAGGCGCUUAUUUGUGCAUUGAAAUUGCUUCCCUUCAGUGAUUUGGAGUCCAUUAAUAAUAUACUGUCAAAUCAAGAGCAGUUUCUAGCCCUGUUUGAGCAGGGCAGUUUUGUGAUCAAGAAAAGCCUGUGCCGUUUACUGGAGGCUAUUGCAUCGUCGCCGGAGACGAGAGAGCUCUGCGCCGUGCUAGGAAAAUCCGGCCGUCUUCUCCGGCAACUCAUCACUCUAGUCAACAUCACCACCGAUGAUUCUCAAGUCUCGGCAGCUGCAAUUAAAGCCAUUUCAGCUCUGUCCUCCCUGGAACCCAACCGCGAAGCCAUGGUGAAACAAGGAGUCACCGAUUCACUCAUAACAUGCAUUCUGGCCAACGCCCAGAAAUGCAAAACCUGCAGCUUAGCACCAAUGGCAAUGCGAGGGAUGGAAGUGGUUUUAGCAUCGGAGAGCGCAAAAGAAGCGGUUGUGAAUCACCCCAACGGGGUCAACGCAAUAGUUAAGAUGGUGUUUAGAGUAUCGGAUCAUGAAGGGAGUGACGAAGCCGUGAAUUCAUUGAUGAUUAUAUGCCGGGAUUCCUUAGACGGCAGGGAAGCCGCCAUAUGCGGCGGGGUUUUGACUCAGCUUUUGUUGCUUCUUCAGAGCCAGUGCUGUGGAAGAACCAAAACGAGGGCAAGAAUGUUGCUUAAGCUGUUGAGAUCCAUGUGGGCGGAUGAUCCAAAACAUGCCGUGUAAAACUGGGAAAAGAUCGAUUUGCAUAAAUUUGAUUGUAUAAAACAAGUUCUUGAAUUGAAUGCUUCAA
Molecule: messenger RNA, 1604 nt
Organism: Ipomoea nil (Japanese morning glory)
Lineage: Eukaryota; Viridiplantae; Streptophyta; Magnoliopsida; Solanales; Convolvulaceae
Product: U-box domain-containing protein 26-like
Exons: 1
Coding region: 299-1537 (412 amino acids)
Biological process (GO): protein ubiquitination
Molecular function (GO): protein binding; ubiquitin protein ligase activity
Source: RefSeq, a predicted model, not a curated record